Punctularia strigosozonata HHB-11173 SS5 is the source of this 1032-nucleotide messenger RNA. RefSeq lists its product as uncharacterized. The transcript has 6 exons. The record is from RefSeq and is a predicted model, not a curated record. NCBI's taxonomy places the organism in Eukaryota, Fungi, Basidiomycota, Agaricomycetes, Corticiales, Punctulariaceae. Bases 46 to 1032 code for a protein of 328 amino acids.
GACAAUACUCUGAGAUCUCGAAACGCACUACUAUACCUCGCAAUCAUGGGUAACUCUCAAUCUCUCUUCUACCCAGACAACCCCAACAGGCGCGCUCGCGCUCAGCAGCUCGCCGACGACUGUCAGUCGUUCAAGCACGAUUACGAAAAGAUCAAGGCCGAAGUCGAAAAGGAACUCGGCCCUUACAAGGAGAAAGUCGCCAAAGUCUUGCACGCGUUUGGGUGCAAGAACCUCGAUGAUCUCGACAAGCUGGUGCGCAGUACCGCCGUCGGCGAGAACCUGGAAAAAUGGAUUGAAAUUAAGAGCACUGUGGACGACCUGGAUACUGCUAGCGAAGUAUUCUCGACCGCGAUGGCCAUUGUCGCUAUUGCCGGGAUAGCCAUCAGUAUUGUAGGCGCUCUCGCCGGUGGCUUUGGCUUUUUCGCCGGGAUCGCUGUCACGACCGAUAUCCUCUUGGUACUGGGAAUUAUCGGGGCCAUCUUUGACGCCAUUAGCGGGGCUGUUCAACGCUCCCAGCUGCGUGACGCUAUCAACUCGCUUUAUCCAUCUCGCAUCAAGAUCAAGUACUUGCUGGAACAUAGCAGGCAUCCACUGAUACAAAUCAAUAUCUCCGGCAUUAAGAAGCUCUAUAGGAUCUUCGAGAAAGCCGGAUAUGAUAGGGACAUGAUCAUCAAAGAGCUGCGCGAAGGCGACGUCAUGAAGAACCUGCAGGAGAGUAACGCUGCCGCUACCUACUACGAAAUCGCCAAAGGCUUGGUCGAGCAUGACCGUACCCGACCCGGAGGCGCAUGGACAAAUGAGGACCCCGGAUGGGAGGCCAUCGCGCACUCGCUCGAUGCGGAACUUGAGGCGAAGAAACGAGCCGCUCGCGGGAAAACGGUCGCGUUCCAGCCUGCCAUGCUCAUGUCCACUUCUGCGAUUGGAGCUUCGCACACUCAGCCUUUGAGAAGGAUGGCGAAUGAUAUCAUGCCCGAGGUCUGCAUGCGACAUCUUACUUGUGAUUGCGCCCUUACACUGCAACGUAGCCUCUGA